CGAAAUCGUGCUACUGGAGAUGUUACGAAAAAACUUGCUAUUGGACGUGGACGCCCACGAAAACUUAUUCAUUCUGAUUGUCUGUACUUGCUGUGCUUGGCUCGUCACAAGCCAACCCUUUUCUUGGAUGAAUACAGCUGCCGUCUUGAAGAAUAUCGUGAUCUGCCUGUGUCUCUUGCAACCAUCCAUGCCUUGUUCAAAUGUGCUGGACUCAAUGUCAAACGGGUGCAGAAGCUUGCUUCCGAACGCAAUCCCAUGGUUCGUGCAGCAUUUGUCUGUCGAAUUGGCCAGUAUCCAGCCAACUACCUGAUUUCUCUCGACGAAGUCUCAAAAGAUGACAGAACUUAUGCACAUCUUUGGGGCCAGGCA
Molecule: messenger RNA, 369 nt
Organism: Suillus discolor
Lineage: Eukaryota; Fungi; Basidiomycota; Agaricomycetes; Boletales; Suillaceae
Exons: 1
Source: RefSeq, a predicted model, not a curated record